UUAAAGUUUCUUUCCCCACGUAGAAAUUUAAGAUAAAUUGGCAAAACUGAAUGUUAAUCAGUGAAGUUUCUUUCCCAUAUGAAGUUUCUUUUUCAAUAGCUGUUGACUUUUGUAACUGUUGAGAAAAAUUUGAGAUCAGAUCUAAUAAUCUACUGCCUAGAGCUGGAAGAAUGGGAAGUGAUUGAUUAAUGGGCAUAGGAUUUCCUUUUGAAUUGAUGAAAUUUUAUAGAACUAGAUAGUGUUAACAGUUGUACAAUGUUGUGAAUGUACUAAGUGCCACUGAAUUGUAAAGUUUAAAAUGGUUAAAAUGGCACUUUCAUGUAUAUUUUAUAAUUAAAAAAAAUUGCUGGUAAUAUAGAUACCCCAAAAAGCCCAAAGACUUAGUCCAAGCAUUUCAAAGACUGGAAACAGAGAAUAAGGAAAAAGGAAGGAGAAAAAUAAAGUAAAAUACUACCUGUUGUAUAUUUUAUGUGAAAUAACAAGAACUGACAAUCGACCAAAUAGCAGACAGCAAGGUUCAUGGGGAUUUCCCUAGAGCUUCUCUUCAGCAAGUUUAAUGACAAAAGGGAAUUCAUAUUCAUUUUAAUUCCAAUGUCUGAGACUCUCUGGCACCUGGAGACUUCAUUAUAAAUCCCCUCAACACACACACACAAGGACAAUUUAUAAACAUCUCUUAGGGCAUAUUGAGGGUGUAUAAGUACAUAAUUUCAGUAAUUAAAUUCACAGUUGCCAAAUGACUUCCUAAGAUGGAACAUAGGGAACGUGGUGUUUGUGAUCAAUGCAUCUGCAAUGUGUGCUUACGAUUGGAAUUUGGCUUCACAGAAAUUGAGUUAAGACCUAGAGUAUUGGGACUGGGAAUGGUACAGAUCACUGGUCUGGGGAAAGGUAGGAGGAAGACUAAGAUUGGAGAGGAAAUAUCUACACCUGUAAUAUUUCAGGCAUAUAUAACCUCAUCUACUCAACCCAAUAAUAAUCUGAGAUAGAUAGUACUAUGUUUAUUUCUGGAUGAAACUGAAAUACAGAAUAUGUGUGACUUACAUAAGGUCAGAAGGCCAGCAAGAAUAGAAUCAGGACUCUAUCCCAUGCCACAGUGAAGUGAUAUUACAGGGUGUCUACUUCUGCUUCUUUUCCCAUACUGCUUUGAUAGUGAGUGAGACACAAAGUUUAAAAAAAAAAAGCCAUAGUAGGCAAAAAAGGAGAGAGUAGUGAGUUUGAACUCCUUUAUAAUUGAACUGAUUCUACACAUUCAAUACCUUUGAUAUAAAAAAGGACACAAUAUGGUAAUCAGUUGUUGGUCUCUCUCCAUGCUUUAUAUUUUGAAAGGAUUAAACUGAAUUCAAACUUGAUUAUUGGGAGACCCAAAUUCAUGAUUGAUGCCAUGAGCCAAGAUAAGCCAAGAGGUGAAAAGCAUAGCUUGUUACAAUAACAAAAAAUGUCUUUGGAACUAAAUGAAUAGAUGUAUAGUGAGGAAUUUUGCCUUACCCAAAAAGAGGUCUGGCCUUUGUUUUUGGCUUCUAGGAAGUUAUCUGUCAUAUCUGAUAGGAGUUUAGGAUGAGGGGUGGUCAAACUCUAUCUCAGUGUAAGGGCUGACCACACUAUAAAUACCAACAAUAUAACUUAGGGUGAGAACUUUGGGUCAUGUGGCACCAACCAAUCUGGAGAUUGAGUUCAACCAUGUGUGCAAUCAAUCAAUCAUAUAUACAUAAAUUUGGACACCAAAGCUCAGGUGAGCCUCCGUGGUUGGCAAUAUAACUAUGCAUAUUGUCACACAUUAAUUCCAGGAGGGUAACUCAUUCUGACUCCAUGAGGGAGGACAAUGGAUGCUUCACAUUUACAAACCUCACAUUCUACCAUCAGCAUCUCUUCCUUUGUCUGAUUUAUGAUUUUAAUCUUUCCCUAUAGUAAACUGUAACCAUGAGUAUAAUAGCUUUCAGUGAGUUCUGAGUCGUUCUAGUAGAUUAGUGAACCUGGAGGUAGUAUGGGAAACUUCCUGAACUUGCAGUUGAUGUCAGAUGUGAGAACAGUAUCAAGAACUGUGCCCUCAAAUUUGUGGUUUGGUCAGCUCCAGGAAGCAAAUCAGAUCUGAUGUCACAUUUCCCUCUCACCAGUUACAGAAGUCAACAGGUUCUUCAGAAAGAUCUUUAUAUGGGGAAGAAACUUCACAGAUUAUCAUUGCCCCUUGCCAACAUAUCUUAAAAUUGCUACUUGGGCAUACCCUAAGAAUUAUGUGGAUCUCCUUCUAGAUUCUCAGUUCUGUUCCAUUGUCUCUUUUUCUUUCUUUUUUUUUAAAUAGCAACGCUGCCAUAAUCAUCAUAGUUUUAUAGAAAAUCUCAACAUUUGGUAAUGAAAAUCUUCCAGAUUUAUUCUUCUUUGAGGUAGUUUGGUUAUUCUAGGUCCUUUAUUUCUCCACCCCUUAUCUUUCUCUCUCUCUAUUCUUUCAUUACUUUCACUAAUAAGUUUGCAAACACAGGUCCAUAUCAGUGUCACAAAACUUAGUUUCUCUUAAUUUCACAUCUUGAUUCUGCUGCUUAUUAGCAACGGGAAGUUAAUGAGCUUAUCAAAACCUCUCUCUUCCAUAAACGAGAACUUGUGUCACAGAAUUGUGGGGGGAGAACUAAAUGAGAUAGUGUAUGCAAAUAAUGACAACAACAAUGUCUGAAAAAUUGUAGGUACUCAAUUAAUGAUAACCAUGAUUAUUGUGCCGGCUAUUAUUAUGAUCAAUUUUAUUAUCUCCUAAUAGUAUUUAUUUCUUCAGGAAGAGGAAAAUUAAUGCAUUUAAUUCCUCUGAACCCAUCAUUUUAGGAAAGACACAAUGUUAGCUUCUACAUUCUUUAACACUUAUGCUGCAGGUCAGGAGUGAUACUGGGAUUAUUUAUAGAGAGCUGAAAAGGGGUAAAGAAUCAAAGGCCUUUAGAAAAAUUUGUUCCCAUUAUGAAUCCUUUGUUAAGGAAUGUUUUUAUUUUUAAUUUUUGUAGAUCUCAGUUAACUGUGGAUGAAUUGUCCAGUGGGAACCACCACCAACUUUUAAAAAUCACACCAUCGUCAGCCUGCUGGAGAAUGUCUUCUCCCAAUGUCACUGAAUCCCAUCCUCCUUCAUUCCUAUUGCUGGGGAUUCCAGGGUUGGAAGUUGCACAAAUCUGGCUUGUAUUUCUCUUCUGUGCUGUGUAUCUGAUUGCUCUUGUUGGAAAUGUUAUCAUUCUGUUUGUUAUCUGGGUUGAUCAUAGCCUUCACCAACCUAUGUUCUACUUUCUGGCCAAGCUGUCAGUGAUUGGCCUAAGUCUCUCUACUACUACCAUCUCCAAGAUGCUGGGGAUCUUCUGGUUCAGACUUCAGGAGCUGUGCUUUGGGUGAUGUGUUGCUCAAGUGUUUUUUAUCCACUUUUUUACAGUCAUGGAGAGCAUUGUACUUCUUGCCAUGGGUUUUGAUCAUUAUGUGGCUAUUUGCAACCCCCUCAGGUACAGCAUGAUUCUUACCAACAGAGUGAUUGGUGUAAUUGCUGUGAUAGUGGUACUAAGAAGCUUAUGCAUGAUUGUUCCCAUCAUUUUUCUCCUCCUGAGCCUGCCUUACUGUGGACACAGAAUCAUCCCUCAUACCUAUUGUGAGCACAUGGGAGUGGCACGUCUAGCUUGUGCCAGCAUUAAUGCCAAUGUCUACUAUGGUCUUGGAAAUAUUUCUAUCUUGUUUCUGGAUGUGCUUCUUAUCAUUGUCUCAUAUAUUAGGAUCUUAUAUGCUGUCUUCCACCUCCCUUCCCAAGAUGCCCGCCUGAAAGCUCUGAAUACCUGUAGCUCCCAUAUUUGUGUUAUCUUGGUCUUCUUUCGUCCAGCUCUCUUCUCUUUCCUCACUCACCGCUUUGGUCAUGACAUCCCCAAGUAUAUCCAUAUCCUCCUGGCUAACCUCUAUGUAGUCAUACCCCCUGCCCUCAACCCAGUCAUUUAUGGCAUCAGGACCAAGUAGAUCCAGGAAUGGGUAAAGAGUCUCUUUGUUAAAACAAGAUUGAUGAGAGGUAAUUCAUUCAAGUCAUGAAAUUAUAGGGUCUGAAAGGACUAAAAUUUAUGAUAAAAUUAAUAAAUUUCUUUCACCAAAAUUAAUUUUCUCUCUAUAUAGAUAUCUAUAGCUAUAACUAU
This is a messenger RNA of Felis catus (domestic cat), 4124 nucleotides long. Its product is annotated as olfactory receptor 52E8-like. The transcript has a single exon. Gene Ontology annotation, molecular function: olfactory receptor activity; G protein-coupled receptor activity. Gene Ontology annotation, cellular component: membrane. Gene Ontology annotation, biological process: G protein-coupled receptor signaling pathway. The record is from RefSeq and is a predicted model, not a curated record. Lineage: Eukaryota; Metazoa; Chordata; Mammalia; Carnivora; Felidae.